Messenger RNA from Corylus avellana, 603 nucleotides. The record is from RefSeq and is a predicted model, not a curated record. Lineage: Eukaryota; Viridiplantae; Streptophyta; Magnoliopsida; Fagales; Betulaceae.
AUGGGAAAAAAUAUUGGGGUUUCAUGGAGUUUCAGCUUCUUGGUUCUGGGACUCUUUUGCUACUUACUGGUUGGUGCUACUGGAGAAGAAAUGUUCUUGGACGGCAAGAGACAUGAAAUGAGCAAUGGGCUACAUAGCAGUAGGUCUAGAGAACAGGCUGGCCAUCUAGGCCUUACAGCUGGUGGUUAUGAUGGAGGAUAUGGUGGCGGUUAUGGGAAUGGGGAUGGAAAAGGCCAUGGUGGUGGUGGUGGAUAUGGGAAUGGGGAUGGAAAAGGCAAUGGUGGAGGUGGUGGUUAUGGGUGGGGUGGAGGUGGUAGUGGCGGAGGGUUUGGCGGUGGUGGGGGCUCAGGCUAUGACAAUGGUAGGGGUCGAGGUGGAGGGUUUGGAUCAGGUGGCGGGUUUGGUAGUGGAUGGGGCAAUGGUGGCCCUGGUUCAGGUGGGAGUGGUGGCUUUGGGUCCGGGGGCGGUAUUGGCUCGGGUUCAGGAGGGGGUGGAGGAGGAGGAUUUGGCUCAAGCCCCGGCUCAGGGUACGGUGGUGGGGGUGCCGGUUUUGGUAGAGGUCAUGGUGGGGGAUCCUACGUUAAGCCUCCAGGAAGAAAGUAG